ACUACAGCUCCCGGCGUGCCGCGGGGCGAGUCGCGCCGCGAGUGACGCCAUCAGGCGGCGCCCGGCCGGUGCGGAGGGAGCCCGGCGCCGGUGGCCGCCAUGAAGCCGCCGCUGCGGACGCGCCUGGCGCCGGCGCGCUACGUGACGGGCCCCGGGGCGGCGGCGGCGCCGGAGCCGCGGGCCGCCUGGUCGGCGCGGGAGAAGCAGGCGCUGCUCGCGGCCCUGCGCGAUCAGGCCGCGCUGGGCGCCGCCGAGCUGGAGCCGCGGCGGCUGCGGGAGCGGCUGCCCCGGCGGAGCGAGGCCGAGAUCGUGGCCGUCGUGGCGCAGCUGAGGGGCCGCGUGGCGCGCGAGGCCGUGCGCACCCACUACCGCCAGUGCCUGGAGGAGCAGCGCCGCCGCCGCGCCCAGCUCCCGGCCCCCAUCGAGCUGUGGACGGAGCUCGCCGAGAAGCUGGCGGAGCCGCUGGAGGAGGCCGCCGCGGCCGCUUUCUCCCAGGUGCUCACGGUGGCGGCGGCGGAGCCGCUGAGCCUGCUGCGCUCGGUGCCGCCGCGGCCCCCGGUGCCCCCCCCGGCCGCCAAGGAGCCCCCCCCGGCCGCCAAGGAGCCCCCCCCGGCCAACGAGCCCCCCCCGGCCGGCAAGGAGCCCCCCCGUUUCGCCGUGGACUUCGGGAAGGUCUACGAGUACCUGGCGCUGCUGGCGCGGGGCGGGGUGGCCCCCCCGCUCCCCCCCGGCGAGGCGGCGGUGCUGCUGGCCCUGCUGGCGUCGCUGCCGGCGGCGGCGGCCGCCCUGGACGGUGCCGGACUGCGGGGACACCUGCGCGAGGCCUACGGCGACCUCACGGCCCCCCGCCCGCCCCCCCCGGGCCCCCCCGCGCCCCCCCCCGCCGCCCCCGCCCCCCCCGGGCCCCCCUGGGCCGCCCUCGGCUUCUGCCCCCUCAACCUCUUCCUCCUCCCCCUGCGCCUGCUGGGCCGCCCCCCGUCCUGACCCCCCCAAUCCAAGGUGGGGGGGGGGGCAAAUCCCCCCCCCUCGGCACCGUGUGGGGGGGGGGGCCCAAAUCCCGCUUCCCAGCCCCGAAACCGCCCCCCCCCUGACGCCGCUUCCGGCCGGGGCCGCCGGGAAUAAACGCUUGGCUCCGC
Messenger RNA from Dromaius novaehollandiae (emu), 1136 nucleotides. It is a transcript of the gene SNAPC2, whose product is annotated as small nuclear RNA activating complex polypeptide 2. Gene Ontology annotation, molecular function: RNA polymerase II general transcription initiation factor activity. Gene Ontology annotation, biological process: snRNA transcription. The transcript has 5 exons. Gene Ontology annotation, cellular component: nuclear body. Bases 100 to 984 code for a protein of 294 amino acids. The record is from RefSeq and is a predicted model, not a curated record. NCBI's taxonomy places the organism in Eukaryota, Metazoa, Chordata, Aves, Casuariiformes, Dromaiidae.